UGAUGAAUUAGCUUAUUUUGAUAAGUGUAUUAGCAAUAUCUAUUGUAUAAGCAGAUCUUCCUGUUCAUUGUCUAAGACAUUAGAUUGUCGGCAAAUGGAAAAUGGAAGUUUCUGAUGUCUAAUUAAAAGGCAUGGGUUCAGUGCCUUGUGGACAUCAUAUUCCUGACACAUAGCAUUCUUCAUAUAAAGCUGGUUGGGAAGAUUUUCGUGCUUCAGAUUCUUUUGAAUUAACAUUAGGAAAUGAUUAUAAAGUUGUAGAUAAAGACAGAAAAUAAAGUGGAACUUGGACUAUGGUUUAUGAUGAAGGUUUUGAGGUUGAACACAAUGGUGUUAAAUAUUUGGCAUUUUCUAAAUAUGAACCAAAUGGAGUCGAUUAUAAAUCAUUAUGUGGUGAAACUUUAAUUGGAUGGUAUAAUAAUUUAAAGACUGGGGAAAAAGGAUGUUAUAGAGCCAAGAAAGCUGACGGAAAUGUUGAUGCAACAGAUUCUUAUAAACUUAUUAGUGUUGUCCAACCAGAAUUCAUUUAAAAGAGUACAAGACAUGGGGAUAGAGUUAAAUUAACAAAGGACUUUACAAAUCAUAAAGAAGCAGUAGAUAAAUUGAAUAGUAUUCCAAAAUUAUGGAAAGCUAAAGCAUAUGAUCAUUUUGAAGGUAAGAGUUUAUUAGAAUUGAAUAAAAUGGCUGGAAGAAGAAAGCAUUAUUAAGGUAAAACAAUAAAGAAAUCUUCAUUUACUUAAUUAAAGACUAGUGAUGUUUCAGAUCUACCAAAAACUUAUACUUUAGAAAGAUAUCUUGAUCCUCCUAGAUAAUAAAAAUAAUGUGGAUCAUGUUAUGCCAUAUCAACAAUGGAAAUGUUAUCAGCUAGAUUAAAGAUGAAAGGUGAAAAAGUAACAUUAUCACCUUAAUAUUCAGUGGAUUGUAAUUACUAUAAUUAAGGAUGUGAUGGUGGAUAUCCAUUUUUAGUUGAGAAAUUUGCAUCUGAAUAAUAUUUAGUCACAGAGGAAUAAUAUCCAUAUAAAGGAGAUGUUGGAACAUGCAAAAAGAUUGAUUUCUCUUAAUCAUCUAAAGUAUAUGGAGCUAAAAAUUAUAAAUAUAUUGGAGGUGGUUAUGGAUUAAGUAAUGAAAGAGAUAUAAUGUUGGAAUUGUUUAAUAAUGGUCCUGUAAUUAUGAAUUUUGAACCAGGAUAAGAUUUUAUGUAUUAUUAAAGUGGUAUAUAUCAUUCAGUUGCUUAACAUGAAUGGUCAAGCUCUGAUCGUCCAGAAUGGGUAUUAUAACAUUAUAUAUAAUUAGGAAAAAGUAGAUCAUUCUGUUUUAUGUUAUGGUUGGAGUGAAGAGAAUGGAGUGAAGUUUUGGUUACUAUAGAAUAGUUGGGGAUAAUAAUGGGGAGAAAAUGGAAAUUUUAGGUAAUUUAAUAAUUUAAUAUUUAAUAGAAUGAAAAGAGGUGUUGAUGAAUCUGCUAUUGAGAGUAUGGCUGAAGCAGCAGAUCCAAUUAUUUAUUCUAAAUCUUCAGGAGAGUUUAUUGAAAUAAGCUAGUCUAAUUUAAGAAAGUAAUGAC
Messenger RNA from Paramecium pentaurelia, 1555 nucleotides. Lineage: Eukaryota; Ciliophora; Oligohymenophorea; Peniculida; Parameciidae. The record is from the annotation of a GenBank genome assembly.